AGAUACGUUUCGGCUGGCGAAAGGGAAAGUUCGAACUGCGGACGCGUCGCCGGAAAAUCCUUCGCUUUUCCGGCUGCUUUUCCGAGUUUUGCGGGCUGCAUGUGAACGCACUGUCGGUACGUGUUUAUCCGCCUUUGAAAUGUAUUUUUGUGGCGCUAAAUAUUUGCCUAGUGCUAACUAGUUGUGCGUCGACGGUCAACUAGCUUUUCUGUUUGCUCGCGGCAGUGGCGUAUAUAUUUGCAUACUUUUUGGCGCCAGCUGAAAAAGUCCAAAAUAGAAAAGUGAAAUUGUGAAUCCGUCCAAAAGCAUUUAUACGGCAUGAAAACUUUAUGCCAACUGACAGCUACAUGAAUUGCUACUCAGGCUUAAGUGCGAGCUAAAGGUCAAUGCUAAUUGACACUGACGCGGCAAAUAAGUUGGGAAUUUCUCGAUAAUUGGGAAUAAAAUUCAAUCCUACUCUCGGAACAUUUUGAUCGCUUGAUCCUUUAGUCACAAUUUGGUUGAAUAUAAGAUGAAUACAAGAUGCCAUUGAUAGAAUCCGAAUAGGCUUGCAUUGUUUCAACUUUACAUCCUUUUACGAAUUGAGUCCUUUGGCUUCUGGCGCUGAUUGCCGUGAGGCGAGCAUCUUCAGCUCACUUAAAUAUUAAUUGAGCCCUCGUUCGACCAGCGUAUUAUGAGUGGAGAAUGAGGCAAGUGACACGCGCAUCGUCGGGUCAAAGUCAGGCCCUCCUUUCAUGCCUCAUUAUCGCCGUGUGCGCCGCAUUAAUAAUUCAAUCUGGGCAUAUCCAGGGUGUGAAAGCUCAGCCGGGACGCGAACCCGGCGAGGUGAAUUCGCGGCAGCCCGGCAACGGUGCGUAUGAAAACAGUACUGGCACGGAGAGGCGAUUGCGCAAAGUAAUUUGGAAAUGCAUUCCCACAGGAAAUGGGACCACUGGCCACCGCGUGCCGCGCAGUGUGUUCCACGUGCGCUGGAACCCCAACGAGAAGUUCAUCGUGGAGAGUCGCGAGAAUCCGGCCAUCAACUCGUCCAAGCUGGCUCCGCAUCCCCGACUCAAGGUCUCGAAGAACACCAAGCUCACGCUGAGCCCCAAGCUGUAUCUCUGCCACGACAAGCACUCGGAGCUGUGCCACAACAAGACCCAGCAGUUUCGCCAGCGCAUUGUCCGGGCCUUCGAGAAGGCCAUGGUGGAGUCGGUAAACGAGUCGCAGGCGAACCACUACAACGUGGACUACAAGCCCGUCUUUGGGGACAGCUUCGAGGAGCAGUACUACCCCUCGACCUGCCUGGUCAUGGAGGCGGGCGUGCGGGUCCUGCGCCGCAAGGACGCGCCCUUCAACAAACUGCCCUUCGGCCGGCUCUUUCCGCGUCAAAAGCUCUUCCGCAACGUCAAAGACAUCAAGACCUGCGCCAUCGUCUCCAGUGCGGGAUCCUUGGCUGGCUCCAAGUUAGGCCGCUUCAUUGACACGCACGACAUUGUGAUGAGAUUCAAUCAUGCGCCCACGCAAGGACACGAGGUGGAUGUUGGCAGCAAAACCACGAUCCGUGUGGUGAAUUCGCAAGUGGUCACCAAGCCGGAAUUCGACUUCACCCGAGCCCCCAUCUUCCGGAACGUCACGAUCGCCGCCUGGGAUCCGGGCAAGUACAAUGGCACACUGGAGGAUUGGCUCACUAGCGCUGACUACGACCUCUUUUCCAACUACGAGCUGUACAGGCGGCGCUAUCCGAAGUCACGUGCCUUCCUCAUCGAUCCCCACUCCGUGUGGCGCCUGUGGCAGAGUCUGCAGAUGUUUGCCGGAAACCGGCCGAUAAGCAAGAAUCCCCCCAGUUCCGGUUUUAUAGGACUGGCCCUGCUCCUGCCGCACUGUCCCCAGGUGGACUUCGUGGAGUACGUGCCGUCCACACGACUCAAUGGACGCUGUCACUACUACAGCAAAGAGAUGAAUUCCGCCUGCACAUUCGGCUCCUGGCAUCCGCUGGCCGCCGAGAAGCUGAUGGCCCUGGACAUGAACAUGGCGGAGGACGACGACAUGUCGGUCUUCCAGUUCGGCAUCCUGCGGAUUCGCCGGCCGGACAAACUGCUCUGCGGCUUCAACUUCUUUGGCUACUGAAGAGGAGCGCGAUUCCCAGUUGCCAGUUCGCAGUUUGCAGGCGGAAGUGGCAGUGACAAACCAGGUGCAUUUAAUCAAGUGGUUUUCAUCGAGUGCAAUAAACAAUUCAACUUUGCAAUG
Molecule: messenger RNA, 2229 nt
Organism: Drosophila melanogaster (fruit fly)
Lineage: Eukaryota; Metazoa; Arthropoda; Insecta; Diptera; Drosophilidae
Gene: SiaT
Product: sialyltransferase
Exons: 6
Coding region: 685-2109 (474 amino acids)
Biological process (GO): glycoprotein biosynthetic process
Cellular component (GO): Golgi cisterna membrane
Molecular function (GO): glycosyltransferase activity; beta-galactoside alpha-2,6-sialyltransferase activity; sialyltransferase activity
Source: RefSeq, marked reviewed